UCGGCCGUGGCGGCGGACGGAGCGGAGCCGCAUGUGCCGCUGGGCCCGGCGCUAGUGGCGGAGCGGAGCCGAGCGGAGCGGCCGGGUGUGAGCCAUGGCUGCUGACAUUUCGGAAUCCGGCGGGCCGGACUGCAAAGGCGACCCGAUGAGCACUCCUCCCAAAUUAGAUGAUGCCGAGUACCCGCUUCGCGUCCUUUAUUGUGGAGUCUGUUCAUUACCAACAGAGUACUGCGAAUACAUGCCUGACGUUACAAAGUGCAGACAAUGGUUAGAGAAGAACUUUCCAAAUGAGUUUGCAAAACUUACUGUAGAAAAUUCACCCAAACAAGAAGCUGGACUUAAUGAGGGUCAGGGAACAGUAGGGGAAGAGGAAGAGAAGAAAAAGCAGAAGAGAGGCGGAAGAGGUCAAAUUAAACAGAAAAAGAAGACUGUACCGCAAAAGGUCACGAUAGCCAAAAUCCCCCGGGCAAAGAAGAAAUACGUAACACGGGUGUGUGGCCUGGCGACUUUUGAAAUUGAUCUUAAAGAAGCACAAAGAUUUUUUGCUCAAAAAUUCUCCUGUGGUGCCUCAGUAACAGGGGAGGAUGAAAUCAUCAUUCAGGGAGACUUUACAGAUGAUAUCAUUGACGUCAUUCAGGAAAAAUGGCCAGAGGUGGAUGAUGAUAGCAUUGAAGAUCUUGGAGAAGUGAAGAAGUGAUUUUGAAUAUUUGUCCGUAUUUAAUGAUCUGAACUGAGAGUCGAUAUGGCCAAAGGGAGAGAGAGAGUCCUUUAAAAAUAUAUAUAUUUAUCCUACAGUCAAACUGUGGACUACCCUCACCGUUGGCAUCUUCACUGUUCUGUACAAGGCUGCUUGUUUGUUUGUUUGUUUUUAUUGCCAAAGUCUAAUAAACAGGGGAGACUGUUGUUGCUGAUGCAUAAAAUAGAAUUUAGUCAAAUAAAAAUUUUUGGUCUUUUGGUACUUUUUAACUUUUUAUUUUUGGAUAAACAUGUUUUAUGGAAAGGUUUUCUGUUGAAAAACCACUCAUGAUCUCAUCACGCUACGAUUGUGAAGCUGAGCGACAUUUUCAAGACUUGGCCUUCUUGCCGUCGUGACCGUCUCCUCGCUCCGUUGGCGGCAGUUGGAGGGGCGCGUGCAUUCGAAAGAUCUGUCGAUGCAUUUGCUUCACUGGUCGCGACCACCUCCACUGUGGACACAUUUAACAUGCUGUUGGUAGGGGUUCCGCUGUUUGGGAGAUUACUUGGUAAAGUCUAUUAAAAGCCUUAAAACAAAAAAAAA
Messenger RNA from Suncus etruscus (white-toothed pygmy shrew), 1276 nucleotides. Its product is annotated as density-regulated protein. Lineage: Eukaryota; Metazoa; Chordata; Mammalia; Eulipotyphla; Soricidae. Gene Ontology annotation, molecular function: translation initiation factor activity; mRNA binding. Bases 95 to 697 code for a protein of 200 amino acids. The transcript has a single exon. Gene Ontology annotation, biological process: formation of translation preinitiation complex; translation reinitiation. The record is from RefSeq and is a predicted model, not a curated record.